AUGAACAACCUUGAUUCUACUGUGAAUUUGCCAGAGGUGCAGGCAGAGGGCAAGCGGUCAUCUCCCUACCCAUCUCCCUACCCAAGGGCAUGCAGCCCAGCUGAGGCUCCUGGACGGGUCUCUUUCCUGCAUAUUCAGAAAAAACAUGGCAGUCCAAGACUACCAACAGCAGUUAAUAUAACUUGGUCUUCGAUCAAUUUUAAAACAAUACUACGGUGGCAACCCAAACCAUCUGAUUACUUCUACACGGUAGAAAUACUUGGACACACAUCCAACACCCAAAGAAAAUGCAUUCUGACAACAGAAACAGAGUGUGAUGUUACUGAUGUGCUGAGGAAUGUAAAAGAGACCUAUACAGCGCACAUACUGUCUGUAACAUCCGCCAGGAUGGAUAACUUUGAACAACCACCUUAUGCAACCUCUGAAAAAUUCACACCUUAUAAUCAGACUAUUCUUGGGAAACCAGAGAUCCAGAAUUAUACACAAAAAGAUUCCAAAAUGAGUAUUGUGUUCAAAGAUCCACUUACACCAUAUAUGUUUCCCAAUGGAAGCUUUCAAAGUAUUCGAGAUAUUUUCAAAAAUGACUUGGAAUAUAAACUCUAUUACUGGAAAGACCAAAGUUCUGGAAAGAAAGAUGCUAUAACAAGAAGUGAUAAAUUUGAAAUAAAUGUUGAAAACACAAAGAACUAUUGCUUCUACAUACAGGGAAUCAUUCCCUCCCGCAGAGAAAACCGUGCUGGUCAAGAAAGCAUGGUGCUUUGCACCAGUGUAGGAAGAAAUAUUUUAGAUGAAUACGGAACUGAAGUCUUCAUUAUCAUAGCAGUGGUGGCCAUUGCAGUCCUCACUCUCGCCAUUGUCCUGCCAGUGAUCCUGUGUAAACGCAAGAGAGCAAAACUUGCAAGAGAAAAGCAACCGCUUAAUGGAGUUUAG
This is a messenger RNA of Tinamus guttatus (white-throated tinamou), 930 nucleotides long. Lineage: Eukaryota; Metazoa; Chordata; Aves; Tinamiformes; Tinamidae. The record is from RefSeq and is a predicted model, not a curated record.